Molecule: messenger RNA, 575 nt
Organism: Sesamum indicum (sesame)
Lineage: Eukaryota; Viridiplantae; Streptophyta; Magnoliopsida; Lamiales; Pedaliaceae
Source: RefSeq, a predicted model, not a curated record
ACUUGCUUGACCUGUCAUUGUCUUCUCUUACAUGCAUGUAUAAAAACUGCCUGUUCAUUAGUUUUCAUCGAAUCAUCAAACACACAUUGCAAGAAAACCCAAACACAAAUCAAGAAAACCCUAAUUUUGUUCGAGCUCGAGUUCGACUUCUUUCAUCUGAAAAUGGACAGGAGUAGUGGUUUAGGGCUGGAAACGGAGCUGAGGCUGGGGCUUCCCGGCGGUGGUGAAGUGGAGAAGAAUGAGAAGAAAAGGGCGUUUUCUGAUAUCUCCGGUGGGGAGGAGAAGGCGGCGGCGGCGGCUGGUGCGGGGAACAAUAAGAAUCAGGUGGUAGGGUGGCCGCCGGUGUGCGCUUACCGGAGGAAGAACAGCUUUAAUGGGGUGAAAAUGUACGUGAAAGUUAGCAUGGACGGCGCCCCGUUUCUGCGCAAGAUUGAUUUGAGCAGUCAUAAAGGGUACUCCGAUCUUCUUAUGGCUCUUGAACAACUCUUCGGCUGUUUUGGCAUUGCGGAGGCAUUGGAAGAUGCAGACAAGUGUGAGUACGUUCCCAUCUAUGAGGACAAAGAUACCGACUGGAU